ACCAGUACCUGUGGCUUCCAGUAUUGCCUCUUAUGAAUCAAUUGUUAUCAACAGGUGACAGUGCCGGAGGUAAUUUGAUUGCAGGACUUACCAUCAAGUGCUUGGAGCUUGGAAUACGCCCAGCGGAUGGUCUGUUUUUUGCAUACACACCAUUUGUCUUUGAACUUGUUCCAUCACCUGCUAGACUUUUGGCUGUCAUGGACCCUAUGUUGCCUCUAGGUUUUGCUCUGAGGUGCCUUAAAGCAUAUGCAGGUGUUGCGAGUGGAGAAACUUCUCGAGUAACAUCGCCUGGAGAUGUAACUCUACCAACCCUCAGCUCUCAAGCAUCCAGGAUCUCCACAAACUCAGAGCUCACAGAAGGUCAAACAGAAACAGAUGAUACUCCAGCUUCACUUAAUGUGCCACAAAACAAGUCAGGAGUGUCAGAUACUCAGAGUGACACAGAGUCUUUUGUGGAAGUUUCAGAGAGCGAUGUUAAAGAAGCUGAGGCAUUGGUCAAAAGUCCUUCUUUCCUCUCAGACCCUGGAUCUGACACCCUUACUACAGUAUCACUUACAUCUGAGGCUUCAAAACUAGAAGAGUCAUCUACCAAGAAUAGCAAUGGAAGCGGGAACCAUAAACCUGAAGAAAAAGAGGAAAGAUCUAGAAGAUACGUGACUGAAUUUUUAGAAAAGUAUGUCCUCGAUUCUCGAACAGAUAAACAGGUAAGUUUCUGAUUUUAUAUGUCUACA
Molecule: messenger RNA, 731 nt
Organism: Cherax quadricarinatus
Lineage: Eukaryota; Metazoa; Arthropoda; Malacostraca; Decapoda; Parastacidae
Source: RefSeq, a predicted model, not a curated record